Molecule: messenger RNA, 1668 nt
Organism: Saxophila tyrrhenica
Lineage: Eukaryota; Fungi; Ascomycota; Dothideomycetes; Mycosphaerellales; Extremaceae
Exons: 8
Coding region: 1-1668 (555 amino acids)
Source: RefSeq, a predicted model, not a curated record
AUGGCUGACAUCCCAAAGUACACAGAGCUCUACUCACUACAUUCACUACAUCACUCUGAGCAAGGUCCAGACUCGGUGAACGCAACACCAAGAAGGCCUUGGCAGCCAGGCUUCUUCAAACGCCUGCCAUGGACCGGUGUACUCUCAAUCAUCCUCGCGCUGGGCUGCGGGAUAGCUGCUAUAUCCCUGGGGUUGAAGAUUGAUGGCAAGCGGUUUGACUACUGGACCGUUGGCGGAUAUGUAGUCCAGCCGGCUGUGUUACUCUCCGUCCUUGCUACGGUGGCCAAUGCCUUGCUGGUCUUUGCCUUUGCAAAAGGUGCUACGAUACACUGGUGGCACAGUGCUGUUCGCGGAGCGACCUUGGAGCAACUGCACUCCUCAUGGGCUUUUGGCAGUGAUUGGACGGCUAUCUUCACCUCUGUGGCCGCUUUCAAUACCGUCGCUCUGGCCGCCGUGUUUAUGCCUAUCUUGCUUGCGGAUGGACCCUUGUUACAGCGAGCUGUGGUCGUUGUUACGACACCCAACGUCACGCACACGAACCAAACAAUUCCACUGUCUCCGAGCCCAUUCCUUUCUGGUGGCACGGCUUUUUUCAUCGACCACGCAGCCGAGCCAUCUUUGUAUCACCCUCUGUUUGCAAAGGUGGUUCAGCAAUACACGGCUCGUGAACCAAUUUUGGUCCCGACAGGCCUGUGCAACGGCAACUGCGAGCUGGAGGUAUCUGCGCCAGGCUGGGACAUUGAGUGUGACAGUUCCGCUACCCAACACGAAUUGGCCACAUAUGACGAUUUGACGGAAUAUCUGAAAAAUACAGAUAGCAACUAUACCGAGUACCGGAACUCGACCUACCGUGGUCCAGAGGUCGACCAGAUCGUCUUCAACGUUGAGCUGACAUAUGGUUAUGACUACCCCGCCAAUUACGAAGAUGGUGUCAACUUUGCGAUAGAUCUAGAGACAAGAUACAAGAGUACACCCGGUGGGAACUACACACUCUCCCGCCAUUCGUGCACACUCCACGAGGCCAUCAUCAAGUAUCCGCUGGUCCUCCAGAACGAAACGGUGACCUUGGCACCAAUGCCUCUGUCCGACGGUCGAACAGUGGAGCGAGUCUAUCGCGGUCCCGAGUCAGGCUCAAUAGGAACAUACGAGACACUACUGAUCUUUAAUGUCGAUGGGCAGAUUCUCAUGGCGAACGAGAUUGCUUUCCGCACUGCAUACGCCCAGACAUCCAUGACACCAUCAGGGGAUAGCUCUGUCAAUCUCACAGCCACUCAAUCAUACAUUCUCAAGCCAAACCUGACAGGCAUCGACCGGCCUCUGGUGCAACGUGCUGUUGUUACCGACAAAAGUACCCAGACCGUCUACCAAACGCAACCCGGCUGGCUUGCCGGCGGCUUCGUCGUCAUAUGCCUCGCUUGUCUAUUCAUUGCGCCUACCUACUGGGGCUUCUGGCGCUUAGGGAGAGAGGUCUCCAUGAGCCCGAUUGAGAUCGGUCGAGCCUUUGAUGCUGCUGUCAUGCAGAAUGCCGACCCGAAUGCGACCGGUCAGGACUUGAAGAAGUAUCUCGGCGACAGGAAGGUGAAUCUCGCGCCCGCUGCCAUCCAACGUUCGCGCAGCACGAUGUCUUUGGGUGGGCAGCCGGAGGAGUCGUCGGGUAUUAUUCGAUGA